UUCAAUUAUAACACUUUUUCCCGGUGAUUCUGGGCACUUUAGGUACCUAACGCUAGGUCACCCCCUGGGCAGUUACUGUUUCGAAAUCGCUUUCUUCACACGCGUUCUGUUUGGAUGAGCGACACGCCGUCUCAGCUGAGAGGCACCAUGACAAUCACAUGAUCGCAUUAAUUACGAGCCUUUGAAAAGUACAGUUCUCAGGAGUUUAGAGGUAUUUUCACAACGCCUCCAUCAUCAUGCCUCUGUCAGCUCCAGUCAUCAGCUGUGUGCAGAAGCUGGUUCUGUAUGAAACAAGAGCUAGGUAUUUUCUUGUUGGAAGUAAUCAUGCACAAACCAAACACCGUGUUUUGAAAAUUGAUCGCACGGAGCCGAAGGACUUGGUUAUUAUUGAUGAUAAGCACGUUUACAGUCAACAAGAAGUCAGGGAGCUUUUGGGGCGCUUGGAUUUGGGGAACAGGACUAAAAUUGGACAGAAAGGCUCAUCAGGUUUAUCAAAAGCGGUAUCAGCUUAUGGUAUUGUGGGUUUUGUACGAUUUUUGGAAGGGUAUUACAUAAUUCUGAUCACAAAGCGAAGAAAGAUGGCUGACAUUGGUGGACACUCAAUAUAUAAAAUAGAAGACACAAACAUGAUAUACAUUCCAAAUGACUCUGUCCGGAUAGCCCAUCCUGAUGAAGCCAGGUAUGUGAGGAUUUUCCAAAAUGUGGAUCUGUCCAGCAAUUUUUACUUCAGCUACAGCUAUGACCUGAGCCACUCUCUUCAGUACAACCUCACUCUUCUGAAGACAACAUGUGAUCUAGUGAAGACUGAGGAGGUCUUCACACACAACCGACAAGACAGCUUUGAUAUCUUCGAGGAUGAAGGUUUGCCUACGCAAGUUGUUUAUGGGAUUAAAAAUGAACCCUACGCAAAAUACGUGUGGAAUGUAAAGCUUCUGGAGAAGAUCAAGGAAACAGUGCAUCCGGACUGGCUAAUGUACAUCAUCCAUGGAUUCUGUGGCCAGUCGAAGCUCCUGAUCUACGGAAGACCGGUUUAUGUCACCUUGAUUGCCAGAAGAUCAAGUAAAUUUGCUGGAACACGCUUCCUGAAGAGGGGAGCGAACUGUGAGGGAGAUGUAGCUAAUGAAGUGGAAACGGAGCAGAUAAUCCACGAUGCCUCAGUCAUGUCUUUUACGGCUGGAAGUUACUCCUCAUAUGUACAAGUCAGAGGUUCGGUUCCUCUCUACUGGUCUCAGGACAUCUCUACAAUGAUGCCCAAACCACCCAUUCGAUUGGACCAAGCAGACCCCUAUGCACAUGUAGCAGCUCUUCACUUUGAUCAGAUGCUCCAGAGGUUUGGCUCUCCUAUCAUCAUUCUCAAUCUCGUUAAGAAGCGGGAGAAGAGGAAGCAUGAAAAGAUUCUGAGCGAGGAGCUCUAUCCAGCCAUCCUGAACCUCAACCAGUUCCUUCCCCCUGAGCACUGCAUUGAUUACAUUGCCUGGGACAUGGCGAGGUACACCAAGAGCAAACUAUGUAAUGUUUUGGACCGGCUCAGCUUGAUCGCAGAAAAUGUUGUCAAAAGAACGGGGUUCUUUGUGAAUCGCCCAGACUUCUACUGCCAUACACUGAGGCCUGAUGAAAGGUGGGGUGAUCUGGGAGGAUAUGUCACAGCCAGUGGGUGCAUGCAGACUGGCGUCUUACGGACCAACUGUGUGGACUGUUUGGACCGUACAAACACAGCCCAGUUCAUGGUUGGGAAGUGUGCUUUGGCCUAUCAGCUGUAUGCUUUAGGCAUGAUUGACAAGCCUAAAUUACAGUUUGAUACGGACUGUGUCAGAUUGUUUGAGGAGCUCUAUGAAGACCAUGGGGACACUCUGUCUCUGCAGUAUGGGGGCUCUCAGCUUGUCCACAGGGUGAAGACCUACAGAAAGAUUGCUCCCUGGACACAGCACUCCAAGGACAUCAUGCAGACCCUUUCCAGAUACUACAGUAAUGCUUUCUCAGAUGCCGACAGGCAGGAUGCCAUAAACCUUUUCCUGCAGGUGUUUCAGCCUUCAGAAUUGAAGCCACAUCUAUGGGAGCUCCCCACGGAUUUCUACCUGCAUCAGAAGAACACCAUGAUGCUUCCUCAGGAAAGACGCAGCUAUACAUUCUGGUGGACUGAAGGAAUUCUGUCCUAUCUGCCUUUACCAUAUGAUGAAGUCCCGUGUGAUGAAAACCGAGAGAAGGUAAUGGUGAAGAGGCUCAACAGAUACGAUGAAAGCAUCGACACCUAUACUGAGUUCUUCAAGCCCUAUGAGCUGAGCUGUUUUGACGAUACCUUCUGCCUGGCAAUGACGAACUCAGCACGGGAGUUUAUGCCAAAGACCGUUGGAAUUGAUCCGAGCCCCUUCACCGUUCGCAAGCCGGAGGAGACUGGGAAGUCGGUCUUAGGCAACAAGAGCAGCAAAGAAGAAGCAGUCCUGCAGCGGAAGACAGCUGCUAGCGCCCCUCCUCCACCUAGUGAAGAGGCCAUCUCCAGCAGCUCCGAGGAUGACUCUGGCACAGACAAGGAAGAGGAGGGGGCAGUGUCCCAGCGCUCCACGCCUGUCAAGUUCGCCGACUCUGGAGACAGCACCCGGGGCCAGGAGGAUUUUCUCCAGCACCCCAUGAAGGAAACAUAUGGACUCAACCUCUGUGAUUUUCCAGAAGAAAAAGAUAUGCUCAUCUAUCACAGGUUUGUUCAUCUUGGUCAAAACCAGCAUAAAGUGGAGAGAAGCAGACCGAUGACUGAUUCCAGACAAUCGGAGAAUUUCAUUAAUCUGCACCCUGUUUCUUUUUUCUCCCAGGACAGUUUAUAUGAAGUUCAGCUCCCUAAAGUGGACAAAGAGUCCCGAGAGAUCUUUGAGAACCACAUCCGGGUGGGUCGAGGCCUGAUACAGACACUGUGCCGGGAAGAUGUUCUGAUGUACAGGGAGUAUAUCAAGAACAGAUACAUGUAGCAACAGAACCAUGAGUAGAAACAGAUCGAGCUCAUUCGAUAUGCAUCUUAUUGGCAUAAGGCUGCUGAUUUGUGUGUGCACGCUCAGCUAAGAAUCUUCAGCCCAGCACGCCGUCUAUUUUGACAUUAAACACCAUGGAUGUGUUUAUAUGCCCCAUGUCUGGAUUCUAGACAGAAGGUCAUCAUAAGCCACACACGGGUGUGUACAGAAGAGUCUGGCAGUAAAUCAUCCCAGUGCAAGCACAUCAGAUCAGUAUUCAUUCAGCAAUCAUUUUGGAUGAGAAACUGCUAAUCUGUGUUGUAGCACUUUAAUUAUGUAAUUGCUAUAAUUUUGGCUGCUUUUAUGUUGUUUAAACAGCAGGGGGAUGGGACCUUUUGAAAGUGGUGAUUUGAAUCUCGGCAGUCAGUAGAGUGUUGGAGCCAGGGUAAAGAAUGAUUGCUUAUGUACACUGUGAAUGGCAGUAAAUAAUUUCUUUACAGGUCACAAAUGUAAAUGUAUCAAAAAACUGCCAAAGAAGAUUUAUUUCACUUAACUGUAUGUAUAUCUAUAAGUUAAUUGGAAUGUCAAUAAAAGUUCAUUCUUUAAGACUAAAAUUGAAAAGUGCUUAUGCAGUGUAAGAGUGUGUGUAUUGUAUAUACCAUGUUUGUUUAGCUAUUUAUUUGCAUGUACCCAUAUCACAAACUCCUCUGGCUUCCGAUGAUUUUUUUAGCGUCUUCUCUUUGAGUGUUAUCAGAUGUGGGGAUGUUCUCCACAAACAGACUUCCAUUGCAUUAUUUUAAUUUGAUUUUGGCAUCUAUGAAUCUACUAAUUUGUGCUUUUUUGUGUCUAUUUUGUGUCUCUGUGUGACUAUUUAGCAUUGAAGAUUAAAUAAAACUUCAGUUGGGAAAGUAUUUACCCGA
Messenger RNA from Lepisosteus oculatus (spotted gar), 3856 nucleotides. It is a transcript of the gene fig4a, whose product is annotated as FIG4 phosphoinositide 5-phosphatase a. Gene Ontology annotation, cellular component: intracellular membrane-bounded organelle. The record is from RefSeq and is a predicted model, not a curated record. Gene Ontology annotation, biological process: phosphatidylinositol dephosphorylation. NCBI's taxonomy places the organism in Eukaryota, Metazoa, Chordata, Actinopteri, Semionotiformes, Lepisosteidae. Gene Ontology annotation, molecular function: phosphatidylinositol-3,5-bisphosphate 5-phosphatase activity.